Molecule: messenger RNA, 1021 nt
Organism: Dermacentor andersoni
Lineage: Eukaryota; Metazoa; Arthropoda; Arachnida; Ixodida; Ixodidae
Source: RefSeq, a predicted model, not a curated record
CCCGGCGGAGCGUGCCAUCUCAGUGAAUGCGUCCGAGUGAGAACGCCAAGCAUUAAAUCAGGGUAACUUGAGACUGCGCUACACGCCCAACAUGCUUUCUUGGACGAUCAAGAGUGGGAAGGGUGCAUUGCUAGCGGCACUUUUCCUCUCCAUCUGUGGCAGUGGUGGCUCCACUAACGGAUCCGGGAGCGGAAAUUCGCCGGGUAGCACUGGAAAUGGUACUGGCAGCACCAACAUCAGCGAAAUAUCCGUAGAGAUCACACUUGGAUCGGGUGAAAUUCCUGGCAUCAAAGGGGCUGCGAGCAUCCCCGGCAACGGAGGCAGUGUACCAGGACUCGGAAGUAUCGGUACUGGAGCAGCAGGAAGUAUUCCAGGAACUGGAGGCAUCGCAGCGGGAGGGCUACAAGGAAUUCCUUCCAGUGGCGUUGGAAGCGUGCCGGGAGUGGGCAGCAUCGGAAGCAUCCCAAGCGCAGGCAGCGGUGCCUUGGGGAUGCCCUCGGGCACCGGAAGUGGAAGUGCCGGAAUAGUUCCAGGAGCGAUACAACCGGGCGUCGGAUCUGGCGACCUCGGAAGUCCCACCGGUGGCCUGACAGGUGGCGGAGCAGCCGGAGGCGUUCCAGGUGUUGGAAUUGCGUCGGGAGCCGGAGCAGGAGUGGGCAGCGAUGGAAGCGGUACCACAGAUGCCCAACAGGUCGAAGUUGUAGUGAAGAUUAAUGACGAUGGCAGUAACGGUGGAGCAAGCGGGUGAAUGGGGCGUGACAGGCGUGUGCCAUGGUCGUAAAUCCAUUCGAGACGAGAAUAUAGAUUGCGUGGAGGGAGUCGAAGAGCUCGCCAGAAAAGCGACGCUGCUGGAUCAGUGUAGUACUUCUGAUAACAUGCACCAGCAUUUUUAGGCGAAUAUUUGCGCGCGGUUGAAGUUAAUGUACGUACGUUGUUGUCGCCAUGUUGGAAGGGUGCUGGCGUUCUUGGGGUCUUUUGUCACAUUGGACGAAUAAAAAUGAAUAUGUAGCAAAGUCUGGGU